Molecule: messenger RNA, 1067 nt
Organism: Radiomyces spectabilis
Lineage: Eukaryota; Fungi; Mucoromycota; Mucoromycetes; Mucorales; Radiomycetaceae
Exons: 4
Coding region: 6-1067 (353 amino acids)
Source: RefSeq, a predicted model, not a curated record
AGAAAAUGCAAAUUACAAGAGAUCAAGCGAUUUGUAUGCUUUUCUACGUCGAAUAUACCGACGAAAACCUUCGUAAAUACAAGGAGAGGCUCGAUGAACUGAAGGAAUUCGAACUCUGCUAUAAUGUGGAUCCCAAGGAACCGAUCCUGGUCUCUAAAUUGAGAGUUUAUGGCAAUCCUCUUAUAUACAGAAAAUAUAUCGAGAGCAUUGAUGAUGUUUUGCCUCCCGAAUUGAAAAAAAGAACAUUUUUGCUGCAAACGGAAGCACAAGUUAUUCAAUACAUUAACGAGGUGUACAAAGCUGAAGACCCGAGCAACCCGGCAUAUGCGCUUGAAAGUCUUGCGACUAAAGACAUUUUUCUGAAUAUGUGCGAACACACUGGCAUAUUCGAUGACAAGUCACUUACCACAUUUACCAGAUGGUGCAGCAUCAACCGAUUGGAGUUCCUGAACGUCACAGAGGAACGUAAAAGAAAUGUGCGGUUCAGAGAUUUAUAUGUGCUGAAUCAUCUUUACCAAGACAGCCUUGUGGCAGCCAUAGUCCAAUAUCUGUCUAAUUAUCAAAAUUCAUUAAGACACUUGAAAUCUGAAGGCUUCGAAAUUGUGGGAUACGCAAGGAAGUCUCCAAACGAUGAUGAUCCAGACAGGAGAGCAAGGUUGCUCCAAUCCAUGAUCACGAAUCUCAGAACCCGAUCACUUUGCACCAGGAUAUAUGUCUCAUCAUCAUCUCGUGCCUCGGACCCGUUCCACGAAAGGGAUUUGAAUCCCAAUAUGGAAGUGUAUGAAAAGCUCCAUAACAUCAAUGGAAACACGCAAGAUAUGCUUCAAUAUUUUCAGGCUUCUGAGAGCAAACUUUGUUUGGUUUCAAUCGAUUUUACGGGUCUUAGCUCAAAAAGCCAUCACAUCAAGAAACUGCUCGAAGAAAACUCAAGCAUUGCCAUGAUUGCGGUUGAAUUGUUCAAUAAUGGCAAUACGUGUUACUUACUUGAAGCAAAUAGAUUAGUUUCCAAUAACGAACUGUUGGCGAAAUUUGAUUGCCGACCAAAGCUCAUUCAACGGUCAUUGUGA